This is a messenger RNA of Aspergillus aculeatinus CBS 121060, 750 nucleotides long. RefSeq lists its product as uncharacterized. NCBI's taxonomy places the organism in Eukaryota, Fungi, Ascomycota, Eurotiomycetes, Eurotiales, Aspergillaceae. The transcript has a single exon. The coding region runs from base 73 to 663 and encodes 196 amino acids. The record is from RefSeq and is a predicted model, not a curated record.
UGUUAUUGUAUCUUGGACCUACUCUACAUAAGAAUAGGCUGCCGUCAACGUGUCCAUCCAUCCAUCAUCAUCAUGACAGAUGUCCAGGUGUCCAGGGCUGCGAUGGCCACACUGCCCAUUGGCCAAUCAGACCACAUGGGCUGUCCCGUCUCUCCGUGCAAUGCUUACAAACCCGGGGAUGAGAGGACACGUACGGACUCGACUUCAGUGCUGCUGCAGAUACACCGAUCUGCAGUCCGGUGUAUCUGCAGUCCGCACGACGGAAAAACUCACAUUAAUCAUGCUGAUUGUGAUAGCUCACUGGUGGCUGCCUCCUUUCCUUUCCCCGGCAGCAAAAAAGCCGUUAGAAUCUGCAUGUGCGUGUAUUCCGUAGGUACUUUCGAAUGUGCGACUGAAGCAGGGCCGGCGGGCCACGCGGCUGCAAUCCGUAUCGGCGGCGUAUCCGUCCAUGCCCGCGCAAGGGCUUCUUCGCAUCUCCAAGUCGCAGUCCCCACCCGCGGGGAUAAAUUGUGGAUGCCACAAAAAGAGAGAGAGACCGGAACCAAGCGUCCAAGACACUGUCUUCGAUUUUCCCCAACCCCUUUGGUCCAGGCUGCCUGGCACUCUUUGUUCUUGUUGUCGUCAUCCUUUGACGGCUUUGCUGCCUGUGACCUAGUCAAUUGAGCAGAUCGAUCAGGUCAACAUCGAAUUUAUCCCGUGCCAUUCGAGUUGACAUUCACAUCUGUGGUAUUGAGAUUUGACUUUCCAUGA